Molecule: messenger RNA, 1119 nt
Organism: Lathyrus sativus (Indian pea)
Lineage: Eukaryota; Viridiplantae; Streptophyta; Magnoliopsida; Fabales; Fabaceae
Source: the annotation of a GenBank genome assembly
AUGGCGACUCAGGUCGAGCCUCCGAACGGGAUAAGAGCGGAAGGGAAGCAUUAUUAUUCUAUGUGGCAAACGCUAUUUGAGAUUGACACAAAAUAUGUGCCGAUUAAGCCGAUUGGUCGAGGAGCGUAUGGGAUUGUGUGUUCUUCGGUUAAUAGGGAGACAAAUGAGAAAGUUGCUAUCAAGAAGAUACAAAACGCGUUUGAGAAUCGUGUUGACGCGCUCAGGACUUUGCGGGAGCUUAAACUUCUUCGACAUCUUCAUCACGAGAAUGUUAUUGCUUUGAAAGACAUCAUGAUGCCUAUUCAUAGGAGUAGUUUUAAGGAUGUUUAUCUGGUUUAUGAACUCAUGGACACCGAUUUGCAUCAGAUUAUUAAAUCUUCUCAAACAUUGUCUAAUGAUCACUGCCAAUAUUUCCUCUUUCAGUUGCUUCGGGGUUUGAAAUAUCUACACUCAGCCAACAUCCUUCAUCGCGACUUGAAACCUGGAAAUCUCCUAAUUAAUGCAAAUUGUGACCUAAAAAUAUGUGAUUUUGGGUUAGCACGCACAAACUGCAGCAAGAACCAGUUCAUGACGGAAUAUGUUGUCACUCGGUGGUAUAGGGCACCAGAACUCCUACUUUGCUGUGACAACUACGGGACAUCUAUUGACGUAUGGUCAGUGGGAUGCAUCUUUGCAGAGCUCCUUGGACGAAAACCUAUUUUCCCUGGUUCAGAGUGUCUCAACCAACUAAAGCUUAUUAUCAAUAUCCUUGGUAGUCAAAGGGAGGAGGAUAUCGAAUUUAUUGAUAAUCCAAAGGCAAAGAGAUACAUCAAAUCACUUCCGUAUUCUCCUGGAACCCCGUUUUCCCGACUUUACCCCAAUGCACAUCCGUUGGCAAUUGAUCUACUAGCUAAGAUGCUUGUUUUUGAUCCCACAAAGAGGAUUAGUGUUACGGAAGCACUUCAACACCCUUUCAUGGCCUCUCUCUAUGAUCCUAAUUGUGACCCUCCGGCCAUCAUUCCAAUUGAUCUUGACAUUGAUGAGGAUCUCGGGGAAGAGAUGAUAAGGGAGUUGAUGUGGAGGGAAAUGGUUCAUUACCAUCCUGGAUCUGCAAUGGGAAAUGCAGAGUUGUCGUCUUGA